Phycomyces blakesleeanus NRRL 1555(-) is the source of this 804-nucleotide messenger RNA. RefSeq lists its product as hypothetical. The transcript is spliced from 2 exons. NCBI's taxonomy places the organism in Eukaryota, Fungi, Mucoromycota, Mucoromycetes, Mucorales, Phycomycetaceae. The record is from RefSeq and is a predicted model, not a curated record. The coding region runs from base 1 to 804 and encodes 267 amino acids.
AUGAUUUCUCUUGGGAAAAUUCUCCAUUUCUUACUCAAGAAUAAGUUCUUACGCAGAGUGGUGAAGGCUCUUAUGGCUUUGAUAAUUCUGUCAGUAGAAAAGAAGAGUUUGGUCAUACGUUCAUAUCAAAUCCAAUAUCUUUUGUUAAUUCUAAUUGUGUUUUUAACAGGAAGACUGAAUGAUAUCUGUCCUGAUUUAUUCAGAUUGAAAGAGAUCAUGCAAACAAGGAUGACCAAGUCCCUAUGUGUCUCAAACAGUGACAAGCCUGUCAGCUUUGCCAGAGAGUAUGGCAUGAGUAGUGCAACUCGUAAAGAAAUCUCUGUCAAGGAUAAAAAGCAAGACAAUGGUGAUGAAAUUGCGAUUCUGGAACCUGUCAGCAAAGAUGAACAUCAUUUGUUGGACGCUUUGGACUUUAUUGCACCUCUGAUUGUGGGAACUGCUGGUAAAAAUCCAUCUCUUGCUCUGAACACUUCUGGUGAUGAUUCACUUCUUGCUCUGGGCCCUACCAGCAAUUUGUUGACUAGUUCUCUUGUGCCAGAAAUGACCAAGUCCAAGAAGAGAGACUCGACGCAUGCCCAGCUUGUCAAAGAGAGAGAGAAGGCAGUAGAUAAGAAGCUGAAGGUGAUGGAUGCUGCUGCCAAGGCGUUCCAAGACAAGAAAAUUGCCAUUAAAGAAGCCUAUUUUCUGAAGGUCAGAGAAGACCAUUGGAAGAAAGAGACAUUAGACGCAGAUAUGAAUAUGAUACUUGGGAUGGCAAGUUUGUUUUAUUGGUCUGAGAAGAAAAUAAGAGAGGAGUAUGCCUAA